AAAAAUAUUUUAAUAUUAUUUUUUGCCAAGUCAGCAAACGCGCCCCCACGGGUACGGACAUUUCCACAAGGCCUCGGCGAAGCCAUAUAAAAUCCACCUAAACCCAGCAAAGGCCCAAACCCUCGCUUUCAUCACCACCUUUUUUCCGCUCUCUAAAAACACAUUUCAGAGUGAAAAUCUCUAUUAAUCUGCAGUCUACACCGAUUUACAGGCUGACACGUAACGAAUCAUUCGAUACUGAAUUUACCAUUUCAAAAUCGCGUUCAAAAAGUCGGAGGAAAAGUUUCCUUGUUUUUCGCCUGAGAAUUACGCUAACCGGAGUGUUCGGAAUGCCGCCGGCGGCGUGCGUGUUGCCUCAGGGAGAUCGGGUUGCUGUGAAGCCGACGUUCGUUCCCGCGGCGGUGCAGCUUCAGCAGCAGCAGCCUCAGGUUCCGAUGAUGACGCCUGCAUCGGAGGCGUUCGCCAAGGACGCAAUCCUCGCCUGGUUUCGCGGCGAGUUCGCGGCGGCCAACGCAAUCAUCGAUGCGCUCUGCGGACACCUGACGCAGCUCGACGACGGCGCGGCGGCGUACGAAUCGGCCUUCGCGGCAAUUCACCGGCGUAGGUUGAAUUGGAUCCCGAUUCUCCAGAUGCAGAGAUACUGCUCGAUUGCUGACGUGUCGCUGGAGCUCAAAAAAGUCUCGGAGAAGAAGAGCGCGGAGAACAGCCACGUGGACGCGAAGAAGAUUGAUCAGGUGGUGGCUAACGGUGGCUGUUGUACCGUGGAAAUUAAUCACAAAGAGAAACAGAGUGAGACGACGAAUCUGGAAACCUCUCUGGAGAGUAACGAUAACGGCGGAGGUGAGGUGGUGGAUGAAGAUUUGACGUCCGAUAUCACAGACACAGGAUCUCAAGAAGUGCAGCCCUUUUCAGAGCAUGUAGACAUAUGUUCCAAUCACGAACAGUGCGAGGCGCGUCGUGCUCAAAUCAAGACAACGAAAGGGUUUGUAGCAAAGGAGCCGCUGAAAGGGCACAUGGUUAAUGUUGUUAGAGGUCUCAAGAUACACGAAAACAUAUUCACCGAUGUUGAGAUGUCGAAAUUGAACGACUUUGUGAACGAAUUACGAGUUGCUGGUCAGAGUGGCGAUCUCUCAGGGGAGACGUUCAUUUUGUAUAAUCAACAGACGAAAGGAAAUAAGAGAGAGUUGAUCCAGCUUGGUGUUCCCAUUUUCGGGCAGAUAAAAGAUGAAGAAAGACGACAUAUUGAGCCAAUACCCGCUCUUCUCCAAGGUGUAAUCGAACACCUCGUUCAAUGGCGCUUGCUUCCAGAAAACAGGAGACCAAACAGCUGCAUCAUUAACUUUUUCGACGAGGGAGAAUAUUCUCAGCCAUUUUUGAAACCACCUCACUUGGAGCAGCCUAUGUCAACUAUCCUCCUUUCCGAUUCUGUAAUGGCUUUUGGCCGCAUGCUUGUAAGCGACGGUGAAGGAAAUUACAGAGGGCCUUUCAUGGUUUCUCCCAAGGAAGGGUCUCUACUAGUCAUGAGGGGGCAUAGUUCGGAUACAGCAAGGCACGUAAUGUGUUCAUCGCCGAAUAAGAGGGUUAGCAUUAGCUUCUUCAGAGUCCGUUCAGAGGUAGAGGUGGAAAGGAAUAUUCCAUCGGAGAUAAUAGCCCCUAUGUCUACAUCAAUGACCCUAUGGCAACCCGGUGUUCCUACACCGUACAAUAAUAUGCCGAACAAUUACAAGCCGAUGAAUAUGAUCCCCAAGUGGGGUCUCGUGCGGGCCCCAAUGGUAAUGUUGGCCCCCGUGCGUCCUAUGAUGGUGGCCCCGAGAAGGAUGCCCCGUGGUGGUACAGGUGUUUUCUUGCCGUGGAAUGGUGGAACAAGAAAGCACCACGCAAAGCAUCUUCCGCCACGCGCUCAGAGAGGGAGGUUUCUUGCUCUACCUUCCUCGUCUGACACGCGUAAAGCCACCACCGAGAUAGUUUCUGAUUCAGGGGUGAAUAGCCCUUAGAGGUCUUUUGCCUGUAAGUUUGUGUUUUUGUCAGCAAUCUUUCGGAGUUUUCUAAUGUAAGUUGGAGUCAGGUGCUGAAAAAAGGUUUGUGCUUUCUAGUUAGGUAGAGGUUUGUGGUUUGGUCCUGUAUUGACUUUCUUUUUUUCUUUCUCUUCCUAAGGAUGAAGUUAAAGGGUUGUGGUUCGUUUGACAAUA
Molecule: messenger RNA, 2189 nt
Organism: Erythranthe guttata (spotted monkey flower)
Lineage: Eukaryota; Viridiplantae; Streptophyta; Magnoliopsida; Lamiales; Phrymaceae
Biological process (GO): mRNA catabolic process
Molecular function (GO): mRNA binding; demethylase activity
Source: RefSeq, a predicted model, not a curated record